UUUUAAGAUUAUAUUUAUGUAGUCCCCACCGAUGUCAGAAUUAGAGGCCGAGCAGAGGAGGGAGGGCGCCAAACUCCUCUCCGCGGGCGACAAGUGGGCUUGCUGGCCUCGCUCGCAGCCAAUUUUCGUGACGGGCAUCGGGCCGCAGUCCCCUGUCGCUCGCAUCCUUGGCGGAAACGUUUUCGACGCCAGCGGCUCGGCGGUCUACGUCGAGUGCCGCUGCCCCAAAUGCACGCCGCUGCCGGCGCUUCUGCCACGCGACGAGGACGAGGCGGCCGACCAGCCAACACGCAUCUGGAACCUGCCGGAGUUCGCCUCCCACGCCAGCGAGAGGGCCAUGGACGCGGUGCUGGGUCAGCUGCUGGCCAGCGGCAUGGACAAAGACAAGGCCGCGCCCGCCCUGGAGCGAUGUGCGCCGCACGUGCUGUACGUGAUGGGCGUGCCCACACGUGCUACAGCCGGCGGCGGCGGUACAGGUGGUGCUACAGCCGGUGGAGACGGCGGUGUUACUUCGGGCCCGGAGGCGGGCGGUGGCGGCGGUGGUGGCGGUGGCGGGGGAGGUGUGCUGUCGUUGCACCGCUUCCUACAGCAGGUUGGCGAGGCCGCUGGCGGCGCCAAGGCGGUGGGUCGUCGCCUGGGUGUCCUGAAUUUCACUGAAGCUUCCAGUGGAACCGGCAGUUGCGGCAGCGGCAGUGCCGCCAGCAGUAGCAGCAGCACCAGCGGCGGCGGGACCGGCAGCAGCAGCAGUAGCGGCAGCAGCUCGCGACUGUACACCGCUCGCGUGACCGCGUUUGAGAAAGACACGGGCGCGCUCCGCAUCUCCUACGACCCUGGGCAGGAGUCCCGGCUGGCGGCGUGGCAGACCCACGGGGCCGCCGGCGGGGCGUCCUACGUGGACUACGGCCUGACACACCUGGCCCUGUGCCACGCGCGCCUGCUGCCCCGGUGGCAGCCGCAGCAGGGGGAGCAGCAGCAGCAGGGGGAGCAGCAGGGGGAGCAGGAGGGGGAAGAGCGAGGGGAGGAGGGAGAGGAAUGGAGUGCGGAGGCGUUGCUGGCGGCGACGGCGGAUCGGCCUGAGCUGAGGGGGCCGUUCCGGGGCUGCCUGCGGGCCGCUCCCGAGGAUUGGCAGCCGCUACUGCCGGAGCUGCUUCGGCACGCGCGGCAGGAGCAGCAGCAGGAGGAGGAGGAGGGAGAUGAGGAGGCCGCGGCAGUAGCAUCACCGACGGCAGAAGCGGGACACGGCGGCGACGGUGCAGCGGCGGAGACAGCGGCUGCAGCAGCCGAGCCCGCCGCUGCCCCGGCCAUGUCGACGAGGACUGCCACUGCUGCCGCCUCGGCGCAGGACGCCCCCAUGCCCGAAGCCAUGUUUGACCUGACAUUGACCAGCCCGCCGCCGCUGCUGGCCGCCGCCGCGGCUGUAGCAGCGGAUGCUGGCGCGGGCACGGGCGCGAGCGCGGACGCGGCUGUGGCAGCUGCCAAGGGGAUCGAUGGCGGCGGCGAUGACAGCGUAGUAGCGGCGGCGCCGGACGACCAGGGGGCCGUGCGGCAGCCGCCGCUGGCAGGUGUCAGCGAGGGGCAAGGGCUGCAGGCAGCAGCGGCUGCGGCAGGGGCGGGGGCAGCGGGGGCGGACGCUGGAGGAAGAAGUCGCGGGGUUGCCCCCGCCGCCGAAGGUAUAUGCGAGGGGGGUGGUGGAGGCGGCGGCGGCGGCAGCACACAAGGUGGUGGCGUUGGCGGAGAUGGCAGUAGCGGCGCUGUAGGGAUGGAGGUGGAUGCCCCGAGCAUGACAGAGGCAGUAGCAGCAGAAGCGGCAGUAGCAGAAGCAGCACAGCCGCCGGCUGCGGCAGUGGCUGCGGCGGGUGAUGGCAUGGAUGUGGACGUGGCACCAGCGCCCUCGGGCGACGGGGCGGCUGCUACUGCCGCCCCACUCGCUGCUGCUACUGCCACUGCUGCUGCUACUGCCGAGGAAGAGGUGGGCGAUGAGGGGUGGCGCUUCGGUCUCCACCUGUGUGCCGCGGUCGAGGCGCUCGACACGGCCUUCCAGCGCUGCAUGGAGGCCCAGCCGCAACCCCACGCCGCUGCUGCUACUGCCGCUACUGCCGCCGCCGGCGAGGAUGGCUGUAGCAGCAGCAGUAGCAGGCAGCUGGCGGAGCAGCGGCUGGCGCUGUUGUUCGGGGCGGCGCUGAUGGACGGGGCGCAGGUGCGAGAGGUGCUGCAGCAGCUGGCGGGGGCGGCGGAGGCAGGGCAGUAGCAGGGCGACGCAUUGCGGGUACGGUGGAUGCGAUUCUGAAAGCUGCGCACGAGCACGACUCGCAUCAUCGUUCAAUGACGUUGUAGGCGGCGAACCGGGGGGCUAGUAGCAUAACUGCUGCAGCUGGCGGCGGCGGUGGCGGCGGUGGCCUGGGCUGGCAAUAGCAUGCGCAAGGCCAGGCAGAAAAUAAAUGCGGCUCGCGGGGGCUGUAGCUGCGAGUGUGGUGCUGUGUCAGGAGAUCACAAGAGGAGCAAACACGCGUGAUGCUGUGUCAAAACGGGAUCGUGCGGUGUGCUGCGCUGUGCCGCUGUAUUGCUGCACUGCUGCACGGCAGCGACAGAGCAAAUGUGUGCGAAUUGGUGCUGCGUAACCCAUUGCUGCAUAUCCAUAUGCCUGUCACUCUGUCAGUCUUUCCCUGGUCGCGAUACCAAAGGUGUAGAGCGAGUCCCACUCGCGAUACGAGCUGCACGUGUUGCCGUGUUGGGCUCACGUACUGGC
Chlamydomonas reinhardtii is the source of this 2746-nucleotide messenger RNA. RefSeq lists its product as uncharacterized. Bases 32 to 2248 code for a protein of 738 amino acids. The record is from RefSeq and is a predicted model, not a curated record. The transcript has 6 exons. Lineage: Eukaryota; Viridiplantae; Chlorophyta; Chlorophyceae; Chlamydomonadales; Chlamydomonadaceae.